Messenger RNA from Paramuricea clavata, 2549 nucleotides. The record is from the annotation of a GenBank genome assembly. Lineage: Eukaryota; Metazoa; Cnidaria; Anthozoa; Malacalcyonacea; Plexauridae.
AUGGCGAAAGUACUCGAUCUACCAAAACUACAACCUUUUACCUUGGGGGAAACUUCGACCAUUAGCCAACGGUGGCGAAAAUGGAUCAAGUCAUUCGAAUAUUAUAUUGCUGCCUCGGGAAUCAACGACAAGAAACAACAACGUGCCAUCCUUCUCCACCUCGCAGGACCUGAAGUUCAAGACAUUUUUGAAACCCUAGAAGACACUGGCAACGAUCUUGACACCGCAAUAGCAAAGUUAACGUCCUACUUCGAGCCACAAAAGAACAUUCCUUUCGAGCGUCACAAUUUUCGACAGACAACACAACUACAAGGAGAAACAAUCGAACAGUUAGCUAUCCGUUUAAAACACCAAGUAAAAUUCUGCGAAUAUGGCAACCCCAACGAUAUGAUCCGUGACCAGAUUAUCGAACAUUGUUCGUCUAGUCGUUUGAGACGACGAUUACUUCGCGAACCAGAACUUACUCUUGAGAAAACAGUCGAAAUCGGUCGUUCGUUCGAAGCAUCCGAACGGCAAGCCUCGCAAAUAGAAGCAGACAGCUUAAAAACGGCAUGUAGUAAAACACUGACUACCGGAACACCGGAACACCGCCGGAACACCACCGAAACACCACCUAACCCUAACCCCAACCCUAACCCCCAAUCCUAACCCUAACCCCAACCCUAACCCCCAAUCCUAACCCUAACCCCAAACCCUAACCCCAAACAAAAUGGUGGUGUUCCGGUGUUCCAGUGGUGUUCCGGUGGUGUUCCGGUGUUCCGGUAGUCAGUGUUUUACUACAUGCCCUUAAAAACCACCGACCUGGGCGUAAAUGCAAUCCGUUCUAAAGCUGCAUCAUCUCUUAUCCAACAUCGAUACAAACAGGUCGUUCGAAUAUCGUUUGUUAUUGUUGUGGAAAUGCCGGUCACCGAGCUAAAGACCCUCGUUGUCCUGCCGAAGGAAUGUCCUGCAAUAAGUGUCACAAGCUUGGCCAUUUCGCUAGAGUAUGUCGUCAACUGAAACCGACAAACAAGCCUGAAUUUCAGAAUCCUACAUCGAAAAACAAGAAUGAAAUCUACAAGCAAAAUACCGGAAGUCAUGGCGAAAUACGGUAUGUAUACGGCGCUCCACAUCCGGCCACCGGGAAAAGUUUAUCGGACGAUGAGUAUGUUUUCGAACUUGGUGCCACCGGGAAAAUGCCCCAUGCAACCGUCCAAAUUGGGAACUUCCCAGUUGAUCUCAUCGUUGAUUCAGGCGCAACUGUUAAUGUACUUGACAAUGAAAUAUUUGCAAAAAUUAAGGCAAACAGCCCGAUCACACUGUCCAAAACAAAUCUCAAAUUAUUUCCAUAUGGAUCAUCAACACCACUGAGUAUUCAAGGUUCGUUUACUGCACAGGUCUCCCAUAAAGAUUUAAUUACGAAUGCCAUUUUCAUCGUUGUUGCGAAUUAAAAUUCUGGUUCACUCUUGGGGCACAAAACUGCAACUGAUCUUGGGUUAUUUCAAGAACAUGAGAACUUCCAUCCAAUUCAGAACACAUGUAAUGGAGACAACCUGUUCAUGCAAACACUUGUUACCAAGUAUCCGCAAGUUUUCAACGGCAUCGGAAAAUUCAAAGAUUUGCAACUGCACCUACAUUUUGAUGAGUCGGUACCUCCAGUUGCCCAAGCACCACGUAGAAUUCCUUUCCACAUUCGCAAGGCCGUCCAGACAAAACUCGAUGAACUCGAAACACUUGGCAUCAUCGAACCAGUGAAGGGGCCUAGCCCCUGGGUCUCACCUCUUGUGGCAGUACCAAAGCCUAAUGGCGACAUUCGUGUCUGCGUCGACAUGCGUCAAGCAAAUUCUGCAAUAAUCCGUGAACGCCACCCUAUCCCUACUAUCGAAGAAACCCUCCAAGAGUUGCAAGGAGCCACAGUGUUCUCUAAACUAGAUUUACGAUCCGGCUACCACCAAAUUGAACUGCACCCUGAAUCUCGACCAAUUACCACCUUUGCAACCCAAAAGGGCUUAUACCAGUAUACGCGACUGAUGUUUGGUGUCUCCUCAGCACCCGAAGUUUACCAACACAUUAUUCAACAGAUCUUACAAGGUCUUCCUGGUGUGCGAAACAUAUCCGACGACAUCAUUGUUUUCGGUAAAACCAAAGAUGAACACGAUCAAAACCUUAACAAUGUCAUCCAACGUCUACAAGAAUCGGGUCUCACCCUGAACAAGGAUAAGUGCCUUUUUGGUGUUAGCAACCUCACAUUUUUCGGUCACGAAGUGUCAGCAUCUGGGGUCAGUCCCGACACUAAGAAAGUUGAAGCUAUCCGUGAAGCAAGAGUACCCACCAAUGCAGCCGAAGUACGCAGUUUUUUGGGACUUGCCACCUACUGCUCGCGUUUCAUCCCGAAUUUUGCAACUGUUGCCGACCCUCUCCGUCUCCUUACUCGGAAAAGCACUCCGUGGCAAUGGAAUUCCAUCCACCAAAACGCGUUCGACACCCUGAAGAAUCUUCUUACUGGCAAUACGGUUAUGGCCCACUACGAUCCCUCGGCUCCAACUCACCUCCGUGUUGAUGCCAGCCCU